Molecule: messenger RNA, 1407 nt
Organism: Colletotrichum siamense
Lineage: Eukaryota; Fungi; Ascomycota; Sordariomycetes; Glomerellales; Glomerellaceae
Gene: dmoA-2
Product: Dimethyl-sulfide monooxygenase
Exons: 5
Coding region: 1-1407 (468 amino acids)
Molecular function (GO): monooxygenase activity; oxidoreductase activity, acting on paired donors, with incorporation or reduction of molecular oxygen
Source: RefSeq, a predicted model, not a curated record
AUGGCCGUAUCGGAAAAACGACGAAUCAUUCUCAAUGCGUUUGACAUGUUCACGCCCAGUCAUCUGUGCUUCGGCCAGUGGCGCAGACCCGACGACACGGCUUCUGACAAGUUUAGUGAUCUCAGCUACUGGACGAGUCUAGCACAAACGCUUGAGCGAGGAGACAUCAACGCAUUGAUUCUCGCAGAUACGUACGGCCAGCAUGAUAUCUACAAAGGAAGCGCAGAGCCAACCAUUAGAACAUGCUGCCAGUACCCAAUGGGAGACCCAGCUGUGCCAGUGACUGCAAUGGCUGCAGUGACGAAGAACCUUGGGUUCAUCGUCACGACAAGCACGAGUUAUGAGGCUCCGUUCGUAAUAGCGAAGCGCUUCUCAACUCUAGAUCACCUUACUAAAGGGCGCUUUGGAUGGAACAUUGUGACUUCGUUCAAAGAGUCGGCUGCAAAAGCAGUUGGUGUGUCAUACGUCGAGCAUGAUGAGCGGUACGCAGUUGCGGAUGAAUAUGUUGAGCUUCUUUACAAAAUAUGGGAGGGCUCUUGGUCAGAUGAUGCUCUGAAGAGAGACAAAUCGAACGAGACUUAUGCAGAUCCUGAUGGUAUUCGUUGGGUUCAACAUCAUACUUCGAGGUUCAACGUGGAUGCGCCGCAUAUUUUGCACCCGUCCCCUCAGAGAACACCAUUUCUUCUUCAGGCGGGAACAUCCUCCGCUGGAAUUGCAUUUGCUGCUAAGCAUGCUGAGGCUAUCAUGGUAUCAGGGCUCUCACCCCACAUCCUGGCACCACGUGUGGCCGCCAUCCGCGAGAAAGCAGCAGAGUUUGGCCGCGAUCCUCGCAGCGUUAAGAUGUUCGCGGUAGUUACCCCAAUCAUUGGCCGAACCGACGAGGAGGCAACUGCCAAGUACGAAGAAGCGUUGAAAUACGCAAGCUUCGAGCCAGGUCUUGCAUUCUUCUCCGGCAAUGCCGGGAUAGACCUUUUCAAGUAUGAUCUUGACGCGGAGAUCAAGCCCGAUGAUGCCAAGAUUGAUGGUAGAGUGCACUCGCUUGUCAACAGUCUGAAAUACCGUGGUGACGAUAUUGCUACUUGGACACCCCGAAAUAUCGGAAAGGCGAUGGCUAUCGGCGGGAACGGGCCGGUGCCUGUAGGGUCCGCAUCACGAGUAGCUGAUUUUCUCGAGGAAUGGGUGAAAGAAGCAGAUCUUGAUGGUUUUAACGUUGGAUACGUGACGAGCCCUGGGAGCUUUGGAGACGUCGUAGACUUAUUGGUUCCUGAACUCCGCCGAAGAGGUAUCUAUGCACCACUGGGCGAAAGCGGCACCGUACGCGAAAGAAUCUACGGCACGGGGCAGAAACGGUUGCGGGACGACCACACUGGGAGUCGUUUCAAAUAUGGAAAAUACUCUGGCUAUUGA